This is a messenger RNA of Ophidiomyces ophidiicola, 723 nucleotides long. RefSeq lists its product as uncharacterized. The record is from RefSeq and is a predicted model, not a curated record. The transcript has a single exon. NCBI's taxonomy places the organism in Eukaryota, Fungi, Ascomycota, Eurotiomycetes, Onygenales, Onygenaceae. The coding region runs from base 1 to 723 and encodes 240 amino acids.
AUGCCUUCUCAAUUCGAUACUAUAGCAGGUCGGUACAAUGAUGUGAAAAAUACACCUAUCGGCACAAUGCUGCAGGCAACGGUGAAUUCGAUUGUUGGAGACGUCGAAGGCUGCCGAGUGUUAGAUCUUGCUUGUGGAACGGGUCACCACUCCAGAAGACUCCUUGAGCGGGGGGCUAAGGAAGUUGUCGGUCUAGACCAGUCUGAAGGAAUGAUUGCCAAAGCUCGCGAGCUGUCUGAAGGCGACAAGCGUCUUAGGUUCCGCGUUGCAGACUGCAGAGAGCCUUUUGACGAAGGGGAAUUUGAUUUGGUCCUCGCCGCACUAUUGCUCAAUUAUGCUAGCAACGAAAAAGAGCUGCUAGGUAUGUGGCAGAAUAUCGCAAAUAGCAUGAAACCAGGCGGAAGAUGCGCCGGGGUGGUCCCAACCCCUAGUGCUAAAGGAUACCCUCGCGAAUACUCAAAAUAUGGCAUCGACAUAAAACAGCUCGAGCCUGUAGAAGGAGGCUUUAUAUAUAAGACAUCUUUUAUGACCGAUCCGCUGAACACAUUCGAAACGUAUUUCCGGGAAGAGAGCGUUUUUGGACAAGGAGCGGCAAAAGUAGGACUUUGCAACCUGAAAUGGCACACCACUACGGAUCCCAAGGAUCCGCGAUUUGAUUAUCAAGAGUAUCAGCAGGCACCGAUUUUCAGCGCAUUCACGGCGACAAAGCGCCCAUCAGACUAG